Messenger RNA from Tigriopus californicus, 941 nucleotides. Its product is annotated as sulfur globule protein CV2-like. Lineage: Eukaryota; Metazoa; Arthropoda; Copepoda; Harpacticoida; Harpacticidae. The transcript is spliced from 3 exons. The coding region runs from base 152 to 742 and encodes 196 amino acids. The record is from RefSeq and is a predicted model, not a curated record.
GAAGAUUUCGAUUCCGUACGAAACUGAAGCCAACGACAAAGUACCGCGACUUUGGCUAUAAAAGCCAUGGCGAAUUUGGGAGAAGGUAUCAGCUAGCUUCUGCAAUCCACAGGAGGAGCUCAUCUUCAAGAUAUCAAAAUCAAUCAUCACCAUGAAGUCUUUGAUCUUCGUUGCUCUUUUCGCCGCUUUGGCCGUUGCCGAGCCCGCCGCUGAGGCCGAUGCUGAAGCAGGCUAUGGUUAUGGUUAUGGACGUGGUCUCUACAGCGGCUACUAUGGCUAUGGUCGUGGUUACGGAUAUGGUCAUGGUUACGGUUACAACCCCUACGGCUAUUCUUAUGGAAGCAGACACUACGGCAAGCGAAGCGCUGAGGCUGAGCCUACCGCCGUGGCCACCGCUGAGGCCGAAGCCGAAGCCGAUCCCGGACACCUCUACGGAUACGGCUAUGGCUAUGGCCGCCCUGCUUAUGGUUAUAACUACGGCCACUCUCUGUACGGAUACGGUUAUGGCCGUCCAGCGUACGGAUACAGCAGCUACCCCCGAUAUGGUCUGGCUUACGGUUAUGGAAAGCAUUACGGCAAACGAUCCGCUGAGGCCGAGCCUGAGGCCGAUGCUGAGCCUGGAUACGGGUACGGAUAUGGAUACAAAAGCUACGGCUACCCCUCUCGCUCGUACGGAUACCGUGGCUCUUAUGGUCAUGGCCGUGCCAGAUACGGUUAUGCUCCCUAUGGAUAUUACUACUAAAUAGUAUCCAUCGCCAACAAGAACUGCCCUCCCAAACCAUAUCAAAACCAAUACUCCACUUUCAUUCCGACAUUUCCAUUCCUGUUGAAUCGGAGUGGGAUGUGCUAGAAGCAAUCAAUAGACAUCCGUGUAAAGAUGUGCGAUGUGAUUCUGAAUUACAUGACAUUUGAGCAUAGUGUGAAAUACACAAGAAAAUCUA